UUAUUUAGUCAGAAACAACAUAUAAUUGGCGCCGCUGUAACAACAAACAAGAACAAGAAACAGUCUCUUUGAAUAGUGUACAGAAGAUCCCCCAGACAAACCGAUGCUUUUAACAAUAGAUAAUCAAAACCCAACCCAAGUUGCAGUAUGGAAAGCAAAUUAAAAAUUACAGAAAUUGUUGUUAUCAUAGAAUGGUAAACGCUGCACGGGAUAAUUGCCUUUGAUUUUUGAAAUCUUAACGUAGUAAUAGCAAACAAAAAAACGUGUUUCGUGGGGACACUCUUCUUUGCGUCAUCUUCAUCUAUUACGGUUAAAUUAAGACCAAUCACCAAAGUUACGUUGAUGUAAUAUAGUUUGGUAUAGAGAUGGGAACCUAAGUUGUUUCAUUGCCUUGGUUUGACUCCCAACCGAGAAGAAAAAAUGGUGGGUUUCGAACUAGAAGGAGCUUGAAAGUUUCAGAGGAAACCGCUGUAGAGAAUAGGUGUUACAAGAAAGUGGGAGAAUAAUGGAGAAGAAAGAAAUAGAAGAAGUAGGAGGUGAACUGGUAUUGCUACCUCCUCCUCCAACUUUAACUAUUGGAAUAGCUAUCAAUGGAAAUAGAAAAAGCAAGUAUGUGGUCAAAUGGGCGUUGGAUAAAUUCAUUCCAGAGGAAAACGUCGUCUUUAAGUUGUUACAUGUGCGUGCAAAGAUCACUGCUGUUCCUACACCAAUGGGAAACUCUAUUCCGAUUUCAAAAGUACGAGAUGAUGUAGGUGCUGCUUAUAAGAAGGAAGUGGAGUGGCAGACAAAUGAAAUGCUUCUUCCUUAUAAGAAGAUGUGUGCUCAAAGAAAGGUGGAAGUUGAUGUUAUAGUGAUUGAAUCAGAUGAAGUGGCAAAUGCAAUAGCAGAGGAGGUUGCCAAGAGCUCUAUUACUAAGCUUGUUAUAGGAGCUUCAUCUCAUGGGAUGUUUACAAGGAAGCUUAAGAAAAAUAAUUUGUCCUCAAGAAUCUCAGUUUGUACUCCAAGCUUUUGUACGGUCUAUGCUGUUUCAAAAGGAAAGUUGGCAUCUAUUCGACCAUCUGAUUUGGAGACAAAUGGAAGCACUAAAGAUGACAGUAGCGAAACAAGUGUUUCUUCCAAGAGCGCAUCAAGUUAUACUUUCAGUUCACAGACAGAAUUUGGUUCAGUGGCAUCCUAUGCUACUUUCUGUUCUCCUUCCCUACCAAUGCAGCGAUUUCAAGCACUUUCAACUAUAAAUCAGACAUUUUUACAUUCAAGAACAAGUUCCGUUGAGAUUAACCAGUCUAGAUCGCUUGAGUCCAGCCGGUCUUGGUCUCCUGAUGUCAACCAUUCUAGAAGCCAUUCUCUUGACAUUGUGGCAGGAAAGGAUGAUGUGAGCUCUCUUCCUAGCUGUUCAGAAACUAGGCAAGCAGUCAGUCCGAAUUCUAGUUGCAGAAGCUUGCAAACAGAUCAACAAUCAUGGUUAUCAGAUCAAAUUUCUACCUCAGAUGUGCUGACAGACUAUUAUUCUUCGUCUGAAUGUCAGGUAAAUAUUAACUUUGAGCUAGAAAAACUCAGAACCGAACUCAGACACAUUCAAGGAAUGUAUGCAAUAGCUCAAAGUGAGACAAUUGAUGCAUCUCGGAAGUUGAAUAUUCUAAGCAAACGUCGGCUGGAGGAAGCAAUGAAGCUUAAGGAGAUAAGUUUGAAGGAGGAGAAAGCCAAAGAAUUAGCUAGAGAAGAGAGGCAGAAGUAUAAAGCUGCAAGAAGAGAAGUUGGGCAAGUGAAGGAAUGUGCUGACAGAGAAGCUUCGCAGAGGCGAGAAGCAGAGAUGAAAGCCUUUCACGAUGCUAAAGAAAAAGAAAAGCUUGAGAAUGCUCUCACAGGUUAUGUCCAACGAUACCAAAAGUUCACAUGGGAAGAGAUUGUUUCAGCUACAUCCUCAUUCUCAGAAGAUCUUAGAAUUGGAAUGGGAGCAUAUGGAACUGUCUAUAAAUGUAUGUUUCAUCAUACAGCUGCAGCAGUGAAAGUUCUCCACACAAAAGAGAAUGGUAGAAGUAAGCAAUUCCAGCAGGAGCUUGAAAUCUUGAGCAAAAUUCGUCAUCCACAUUUGCUUCUCCUUCUUGGUGCAUGUCCUGAACAUGGUUGCCUAGUUUAUGAGUACAUGGAGAAUGGUAGCUUGGAGGAUAGAUUGCUCCGGAAGAACAAUACCCCACCCAUCCCAUGGUUUGAGAGAUACAGAAUUGCUUGGGAAGUAGCCUCAGCUCUUGUUUUCCUCCACAAUUCAAAACCGGAACCAAUCAUUCAUCGUGACCUGAAGCCAGCAAACAUAUUGCUUGAUCAUAACUUUGUGAGCAAAAUUGGUGAUGUUGGACUUUCCAUGAUGCUUAGCGCAGCUCCUUCCUCUACAUCCACCAUGUACAAGGAUACAGGACCUGUUGGAACACUCUGCUAUAUAGAUCCUGAGUAUCAAAGAACUGGGCUAAUAUCUCCAAAAUCCGACGUUUAUGCUUUUGGGAUGGUAAUAUUGCAGUUGCUAACUGCAAAGCCAGCAAUGGCACUAACUCAUGUGGUGGAAACAGCAAUUGAUGAUGAUAACUUAGCAGGGAUUUUAGAUGCAGAGGCCGGGAAUUGGCCAGUUGAAGAAACAAAGGAAUUAGCUAUAUUGGGACUGAGUUGUGCAGAGCUUCGGCGCAAAGACAGGCCUGGUUUAAAAGAUCAAGUACUUCCUGUACUAGAGAAAAUGAAGGAGGUUGCAAAGAGGGCUCUUAUUUCGAUUUCCACUGUGCGGUCUGGACCACCUAACCACUUCAUUUGCCCAAUAUUGAAGGAUGUAAUGAAUGAACCAUGUGUUGCUGCAGAUGGCUACACUUAUGACCGCAAAGCAAUUGAGAAAUGGCUUGAAAGGAGUGAUACAUCACCGAUGACAAAUCUGCCUUUGUCAAAUAAGAAUCUGCUACCAAAUUAUACUCUUCUUUCUGCAAUUGUGGAAUGGAAGUCCCGAAAACACUGAUAUUUUAACUCUUCAUUCUCCAUUCAUCCCUUUCUAGAACUUGAAUUGUAUAGUUAAGUUUUUGGUAGUAUUGAUUGUACAAUCUACUAUGUUUACCAAGUCUUUCAACUUUUUUGUGUGCUUUAGAUGUAAGUAGAUAUGCAUUUGUAUAUAUGCAAGCUAGAAUAGUUUCAUCUUUCUCAUCUUGUUUGGCUUCGAUGGUUCUUCCAAGAAUGGUUUUAGCUACAUCCUAUAUGGAAUCGGCUGAUACGAACAAUUAGCUUGUCUCUUUGGCUCUCUUUGGAUUGAACUGAAUAAAGAAUCUAUAGUUUCCAAGAAUAUGCACGAAGGAUUUUUUUUUUGCACCAGUAUGCUGUAUUCGUGAGUUUUUGACUUCGUUGACCCAAAGGAAAUAUGUACAUUGUCGAA
Messenger RNA from Durio zibethinus, 3400 nucleotides. RefSeq names its product U-box domain-containing protein 35. Gene Ontology annotation, biological process: protein ubiquitination; protein phosphorylation. The record is from RefSeq and is a predicted model, not a curated record. Gene Ontology annotation, molecular function: ATP binding; ubiquitin-protein transferase activity; protein kinase activity. Lineage: Eukaryota; Viridiplantae; Streptophyta; Magnoliopsida; Malvales; Malvaceae.